GGAAGUGGAGAGGGAGUUCCGCGCACGUAUCUAUUGGUUCUGCCUCGAUGGCGGGCAGCCGUACCGGGGUUUUGCGAGCGCUGCAGGCAGUGGACACCGAGCUUACUGCGGACUCGGUGGAAUGGUGCCCGGUUGAGGGUUGCCAGCAUCUGCUGGCCUGCGGAACCUACCAGCUGCGAGCGCCCAAGGACCAGGUGCAUGGCUGGGAGGUUGAGGCCGGGGCAGAAGAGGGACUGCUAACCUAAAAGGUCUAGAACUGAGUACUAAUGGGAAGGGACUUUUUGGGACUGUGCCUAUUUCCGGAAGGUUUUCUGAGCAUCCAAAAAAACCGCUUAAGAGAAUUAUGGCUAUGUAACUGCUGGCAGGUCGGAACUGUACUGGCUGUACUGGAUCCGGGAGAGCUCCCUUGUUCGUUGAACACUUAGCAGGAAAGGUUUCCUCAGAAAUUCAAAGCAUCUACCUUAGAAGCUGUUCUCUGCCUUGGCCCUCCUCUUUGCUCCAGUUAGGCUUCCCAUCCUUUCUUAUCUCAGUACCUGUUGAGGUAAUCAGAGAAUAUAUUUUGUAGCCUGCACCGGAUGGCAGUGAGCCUCAAGUUCGUUUAGGUCGUCUCUACCUGUUCAGCUUCAGUGAGGACAACACGGCUAAACCUCUGCUUGAGGUCCAAAGAAGGGAUUCUUCUGCUGUCCUGGACAUGAAAUGGUGCCAUAUCCCAGUGUCUGGCCAUGUGCUUUUAGGCUUGGCAAAUGCCAGUGGAUCUGUAGAGCUGCUCCGCCUGAUGGAAUGUGAGUAGAAGAACAGCUAUACCCUGCAGCUUAUAUCCAGCCUUGCCCUGGAUGAGAGCUGUCUAUCCUUAUCACUGGAUUGGUCCACUGGGAAAUCUGUAAGGUAAGGACUAGACUUGGUUGGGGUCUGAGUCUCCUGAGGAACAUUUCUUGUUUCUGUUCUAGAGAGGAUUAAAGCUGCCUUCUGCUACCUUGGUUCCCCAAAUCUGUAUGUCACUCUCAGUCCUCACCUUAAAAACUAAAAAUUUUGGGAAAAUUAGUGAUGAGAAGAUGAGAGAGAGGUUCAAGAGAAGCAACCAUGGUUUCAGUAACAAACUAUGUGACAGUUUCAUCGUUGGCCAGACACCCACGAAGCUGUCUUGGAAGCUUGGUUACCCAGAAGUAUCUUCUGGGACAUAUAUUUUAGAGCUAGAAGAGAAUGGGCGUGAUGGUUCUUCCCUUUAAUGCCAGUUCGGGAAGCUGAGGCAGGUGGAUUUCAAGUUUAAGGCUGACUUGUCUCAAAAACAAAGGAAAAAAACCCAGAAAAGGAUGCUAAGUAGAUUAAGUACCAGCCUCUCUAUUGGCUCCGUGUUUCCAGGGCCAGAGAGCAGCCGUUGAAGAUCAUUAGCAGUGACUCUAAGGGGCAGCUGCACCUCCUGCUGCUGAGUGAGGGCGCAGCUCAACUACAGCUGCUGGCUUCUUGGCCAGCCCAUCACUUUGAGGCCUGGAUCGCUGCUUUCAAUUACUGGCAGACCGAACUUGUAUAUUCAGGGGGAGAUGACUGCCUUCUGAGAGGCUGGGACACUAGGAUGCUGGGCAAGCCUGUCUUCACUAGCAAAAGACACUCCAUGGGCGUGUGCAGCAUCCAGAGCAGCCCCCAUCGGGAGCACAUCCUGGCUACCGGAAGCUAUGAUGAGCAUGUUCUGCUGUGGGACACUCGGAAUGUAAGACAACCGUUGGCAGAUGUGCCAGUGCAAGGAGGCGUGUGGCGGCUCAGGUGGCACCCGGUCCACCACCAUCUACUCCUGGCGGCCUGCAUGCACAACGGCUUCAAGAUCCUCAACUGCCAGAAGGCCAUCGAGGAGAAGCAGGACAUAACUGUUCUAACCUCCCACACGAUGCCUAACUCAUUAGUGUAUGGGGCUGACUGGUCCUGGCUUCUUUUCCACUCCGUGAAGUCCACACCUGCCUGGUCCUUGGAUCAAAAUGACGUGGGAGUCAAAGCAGCAGACCACGAUAGCCUGAAGGCUGCACAGCAGCUGCCAGCCCCUUCUCAGGAGCACACAGUGGAUCACCACGGGGAAGGCCCUGCGAGAGCUCACAGCAGAGCGGAACUGAAGGAUCCUCUGCUUCCACUAACAGAGGACAGGAAGAGCAACAGCAAAGGAUCCUGCUCACCCUCAGUCAAGAGGAGUGGUCUUAGCCGCCGCCCUAGUGGACACAACUUUGACAGCAGCCUCCUGGCCACCUGCUCCUUUUAUGACCAUGUUCUCCACCUUUGGAAGUUGGAGACAAAGCAAACCUGAGGCUGCACUCUUUGCAGGGAUACUGGAUGUGAUCUGGGGAGUGCUGGCCAUUGAGAAUGGUCUCUGUGAUGCUGUCGUGGCAGUGAGUGGGAUUUUCUAGCUCUAAUAAAGUGUCUUGGGUAUAUUUUUA
Molecule: messenger RNA, 2417 nt
Organism: Rattus norvegicus (Norway rat)
Lineage: Eukaryota; Metazoa; Chordata; Mammalia; Rodentia; Muridae
Source: RefSeq, a predicted model, not a curated record